Molecule: messenger RNA, 1940 nt
Organism: Paramuricea clavata
Lineage: Eukaryota; Metazoa; Cnidaria; Anthozoa; Malacalcyonacea; Plexauridae
Source: the annotation of a GenBank genome assembly
AUGAAAUCACAAGGUAUAUAUAUACGCGGGAGGAAAAACACGGGAGGAAAAACACGGGAGGAAAAAGGACGAGAGAGAAAGAGAGAGUGAGUGGAAGAAAUUAACGCCCGUAUUCCAAAAGCUCGCCCUAAAUGAGUGCAGCUUCAAUCUGAGCUUCUUUUGAGUGUAAAUGCUGUUUUUGAAUAGCUAGAUGGUGAGUAGUCACAUAGUAAGGUAUGACACUAGCCCUCCAGCUAUUCAAAAACAGCAAUGACGCUCGAGAGAAGCUCAGAUUGAACUUCCACUCAUUGAGUGCCAGUGUAAGUAAGCUUUUAGAAUACGGGCGUACGACUCCUGCGCUAAUCUGUUUGGUGUGUUUCAUAAGUUUAUUGAACAGCUGUUUGUUACAGCAGCCAUUGGAUAGUAAGGAAACGAUCACUAGAUGGUAUUAAUCACAUUAAAGUCUUUUGCAUUUUACUUAAGACAAGUCGCUUGAGUAACUAUAUUUGUAUAUAUAGUAUAUAUAACACUGGCUGCUUAGUGUGCAGAAAAAAGUUCUCAGAUUUAAUCAGUCUAUCAAACCAUUGUACUAUGAAACAAACAAUUUCAUUUCCAGGUUCGUGAUUUCAAUUUCAUAUUCGAAUAUGCAAAGAGACGGAUGAUUUUCAUAAUUUCACGACGUGAAUAUACAAUUUUCCCUUCCUGUUUAGAACGUCGCAGAUUUAUGCUUCUUUUGAAACAAAUAUGAGACUAGUUUUGGUCCCCAUGUAUUUUUUAGUAAUUCUAGUUAAAUAUAUUUUUAUUGACACGGUUGUUUUUCUUGUAUUUCGCUAAAUUCUGGACGUGUUGAUUUUUGCAAAAAAUUAAUACUUUCGUCGCCAUAACAAAUCAACAAAACUGCAAGCAUUGUUAAUAACCACUUCAAUACCAUCAGUAUUAUUCACAAAAACAAUUUAAAAUCAGGUAAACGUGGAAAGAUAGAAGAAUAGAAGUACUUACAACAGUAAAUAGUCAAUCAAUUUUAGUUGCUUUGUCAAAAACAGUGCAAAAAAGUAUGACAAAUAAAAAAACGCUUUCGAGCGUGAAAAACUAUCGUAAAUAUAGUAUUAAAUUUUAGCAAUAUACACACUGAUGCAAUAUAGUUAUACUGAAUAGUUGACCAAUCUGAUUGAAGUGGCUACAAACUAAAGCAUUUAUCCCGUAAACAAUACCAGCAGCUUUUGCAUUUAUUCCAAAUGAUGCAACAAAGUUCACUUUUCAAAAUACCGAAAUAUACGGCUUUUUUCGAAAAAAAACCUAUAAUUUUUAAACAACAGAAAUCUUUAUUAAUAACAUGAUAAUUUAUACAAAUAUAUCACAUAAUUAGACUUUCAAUUAAAUAAUAAUAAUAAUAAUAAUAAUAAUAAUAAUAAUGAUGACGAUGAUGAUGAUGAUGAUGAUGAUGAUGAUGAUGAUGAUGAUGAUGAUGAUGAUGACGAUGACGAUGACGAUGACGAUGACGAUGACGAUGACGAUGAUGAUGAUGAUGAUGAUGAUGAUGAUGAUGAAGAAGAUGAAGAUGAUGAUGAUGAUGAUGAUGAUGUUUAUUGAGCAAAAUUAACUCAAUGUAUUGGCCCAUUGGCCCUAUCAUGUCAUGCAGCUGAAUUCACGGCAAUUCAUGCAGUCAAUUUAUUAAGUUCGUCUAGAUCACCGAACAGUUGGAAGCGGUAGCAUGCCAUGCUGUUUGGAGAGUGCUUGAAACCGGCAUUGACAUCGCAAGAAAUCAGAUCGCUUCAAAGCGACUUCGCCUUGACCAAGUGGGACUUCGCCUUGACCAAGAGGUUUCUUCAAUGAACGGCGUUCAAUUCUUUAUUUCCUGCGUUACAAGUGUCACGUGCAACGCAAAAUCUGCGAUAGACGACGACAAUGAAACAAGUUACACGCCCGAAAGCUACCCAGCGAUUGCCUACUUCGUCGUGUAA